GGGCGGUUUGUCCCCUCAGAACAUAAAAUGACGUCAUUUUACCUUGAACGACGCCGUUUUAGGAGUGUAGGUAGUAACAAUUCUGUAAUGGAGCCAACGUUCUCGCGUGAGGAGACGAUGAGUAAAUUCUAAAAGGCAAGCGAUGCUGACGCCGCUGCUCUCUCUCAAUACAUUGCUUGGCUCCGAACUUUCCUGUUCCCAGAUCCAAUCCGAGUAUACACACAAACAGAACCGAGCAGAAAGGGAAAAGAUAACGCACUACCCAAAUCUGCAUAUCCUUCCAUUUUCUCUGCUCAAGGAGCUUUUCGUUCAAUGUUCCAUUUAUAAUCCUUUCAACCUCCAAAUCUUCACUUUCGGGGAAGUAAUCACGCAAUUUCUGAAAACCCACUUUUCAUCUGUGCAUAAUUCGUGGUUCUUGACAUCUUGUUGAUUUUGAAGACUUGAUAAAGUUGGAUUUUAAGGGACAUAGUUUCUUGGAGCAAGGCAUAAGCUAAGGUUCAAGGAAAUUUAUCAUGUUCAGACAGUCACCUCGUAGGACUCAGAGAUCUAAAGGUUUCAGGGUUAAGCAUGCUUUGCAGAUAUGCCUGUUGCUUGGUGUUUGCGUCUGGCUAUUUUACCAAGUCAAGCAUUCCCAUGAUAAGAAAGCUGCAUAUGAUAAAAGCAGGGUUAAGGAUGUCAAUGAAAUUGUGAAGUUAGGGAGGAAGGAUGUCCAUCCUCAUGUAGAGGAAACUGCCAUCGAGGAUGAGAAGCCUACAGAGGAAGGAGGUGAAGAAAAUAAACAUGAAGGUGAAGAAAAUAAUAGGCUUAGAGAGGGUGAGGAGGAAGGAAAAGAGGGUGUGGGUGAUGAGAUACAUGAACAUGAUCAAGAGAUCGCAGAAAAAGAAGUUGAGCAUGGAGAGGAUUUUGUGGAUAAAGGUAUGGAGAAUGAAGAGAGAAAGGAAGAGGAAAGUGAAGACAUGGAGAGUGAACAGAGCAAAGAUAGAGAAGCUGGCGGAAAUGAGAGUAGAGAGGACAUUAAGGAAGAUGAGAAAGCAGAAAGCAAACACAAGGAAAGUUAUGAAGAUGCAAUUGAGAGGAACAGAGAGGAGAGUGAAGGGAAAGAAAUUAAAGUGGAGGUAAAUGAAGAGAACAAUCAGAUGGAAAGUGAAGAGAAAGAGAGGGACGAGAAGGAAGGUCAGAUUGAGCAGUCAGUUUCAUCAGAGAAUCAAGUUGAUGAUGGAAGUGACAGGAAUAACGAGGGGACAAAAGAAGGACAAUACCAGGGGAAUGAUGCUUCCAGCACAGUAGUCCUGGAAACUCAAAAUAUACCAGAUGGAACUGAGAAUGGAAGUUCAGAAAACUCAAAAGAAAGAAAGCAAUCAGAAGACAAAGAAAAGAAUGAGUUCGAACUGCAGAGAAAAGACAAUAGCUCUGAGUUUGCCAAUAUCGACCAAAAUGAGUCUGGCCCAAAUGUGAGUGGAGGUGAAAAAGUUGAGAAGAAUGAUGCUUCAAAUGUGACCGCCACUGAGGAGAAGGAUAAUGAAAUCAAUCUGCCGAAUUCCAGUGAUGGUUUCUCUCCUAAUUCAUCAAUCGCAACAGAUUCCGAUGAACAGAGGCAAGAGAACGAAUCUGCAGAAACUUUUGUUUCAUCAGAGAAAAAUGGGAUACAGAUGGCAUCUGAUUCCUCUCAAAAUCAAAAUGAAACAGUGGACAACACUAUUUCUAAAGAAAUAACCCCUCCCACAGAAUCUGUUGUCUUUGACCAAACAGAAAAAUCUGGUGCAGUUGCCAGCAGUGUGCAGUCAGAUUUAAAUGUGAAACUAUCAACCACAACUGAGAAUAUAGAAGCAGGAACACAAAACGAUUCUCCUCCUUCCACCAACAAUGAAAAAGAUGAUGGUAAGACAGAGGGGAGCACUGCAUCCUCAACCACUAAUGAUGAUGGUGAUGCAGGCCAAAGAGAACCAGACGAUCCUUCAAUAUCUCAAGAAAGGAAAGAGGAGUCCCCAAACAGUAAUGGUGAUGCUGAUGCAGGGCAAAAAGAGCCAGCCGAUUCUUCAGUAUCUCAAGAAAGGAAAGAUGAGUCCCAAAACACGAAUAACAAUGAUAUUGCAGACCAGAACAAGGACAAUGAUGCUGUUCAGAACAAUAACUCAGAUGUAAAUUCUGGGACAGAGAGGACUGAACAGAACACCAAAUCUUCUAAUGAAAAUGACGAUGCAGAUGUGGGUCAGACUGAAACAGGUGAUUCUUCGAGUUCUUCAGUCAACCAUGAAGAGAAAGAGGCAUUCUCAAACACAAAUGACACUGCCAAUGCAGGUGAGAAUGGUUCAGAUGAUUCUUCAAGUUCUUCAGUCCUUCAAGAAGAGAAGGAGGCUCGGACAGACUUAGAAACUUUGCCCGAGAUGGGAACUGAUUUGAGUAACAAUGAAGCUGCAUCUGCAGAGUGACAUCUCUUAUGAAAUUUGUCGUGAUUAAGGAUUUUAUUUUUUUCCUUCAAGCUCCUUACAUUCAGCUGUCCUCACCCUGCCCUCUCCCCACCCCUUUCUGCUUUGCAUGGUAAAUGGGCAAAUUUUUAUGGGUUCUUUGCUUGCUGGAGUAUCCCUUGUAAUGCAGCACCAAUGUAUAAAUGUAAUCUCAGCCGUGCCAGGAAGCGUGGUGAGUUGAGGAAUUGAAGUUACGGAUUUGAACAUGUUAUACAUUGUCAGUUCACAAUCUAGUAUCUUAAAGUUUUUAAGUAAA
Malania oleifera is the source of this 2721-nucleotide messenger RNA. RefSeq lists its product as uncharacterized. Bases 513 to 2429 code for a protein of 638 amino acids. The record is from RefSeq and is a predicted model, not a curated record. The transcript is spliced from 3 exons. NCBI's taxonomy places the organism in Eukaryota, Viridiplantae, Streptophyta, Magnoliopsida, Santalales, Ximeniaceae.